Misgurnus anguillicaudatus (oriental weatherfish) is the source of this 4515-nucleotide messenger RNA. NCBI's taxonomy places the organism in Eukaryota, Metazoa, Chordata, Actinopteri, Cypriniformes, Cobitidae. The record is from RefSeq and is a predicted model, not a curated record.
UCAUUCCCCGAACAUUAUCGCGAGGCGGUCACAGUGACGUCCAUAUGAACUAUACCUGUUCAUUCUAGUCAACGUUGCGCACAUCGUUUUAUUUAACAGAAGUAGUUGGACACAGACGCUGCGAAAUUUGAUUUGGUUUGCUUUAGCUGCUUGGUCUUUGGACUGUGACACUUCUCUUUUUGUUCUCGCCCCGAGCGGGAAUCACAGAGCAGUGAUGUAUAACGGUAUCGGGCUGACCACACCGAGGGGCAGUGGCACUAACGGCUACGUUCAGAGGAACCUGUCCAGUGUACGUGUGAAGAGGACCAGAGAUGAGCGUGGAGGAGAGAGGGACGAGAAGGACAGAGAGAGGCUGGAGAGCCAGCUGAACAGACAGCCUAAUGCCGAGAUCCUGGAGCACCAGAGGAAAAGGCAGCUGGAGGUGAAAUGUGCUGAGCUGCAGGACAUGAUGGAGGAGCAGGGGUACUCAGCAGAGGAGAUCGAGGAGAAGGUCAACACAUUUCGUAUGAUGUUGCAAGAAAGAGAAGAACCUGCACCUGCAGCAACGGAAAGGGCAGCUGUAACUGAGACUCAUGCUCUGGCAGCUGCUAACCAGCAAAAGAAUGACCGCUUGAAAGAGGCAUUCGGCAUCAGCUCCGACUAUGUUGAUGGCUCAUCUUUUCAUCCUGAACGGAAGGAGCGAGAGAAAGAGAAGAGAGAGCAGGAGAGACUGGAAAGAGAAAAGCAACAGCAGCAGAAAUAUCAGAUAAUCAAGUCUGAUAAUUCAGAUUCAUCCCCUGAUCGAAAAAAGAGCCGGAAGAAGAAGAGGAAGAAAAACAAAAGCAGAGACAGCUCUGAGAGCCCCUCACCCUCCCCUCAACGGGAAAAGAAAAAAGACAAGAAGAAGAAAAAGAAAAGGGAGGAGUCCGUGAAGAGUGACACUGAGAGCAGUUCAUCAGAUGACAAAGAAACCUCCAGAAGAAAAAGGAAACAAAGUGAAAAUGAGACACCACCUCCCAGUAAGAGCCGCAAGCGUCAGAGUGCCUCCUCCAGCCCAGCUCGCAGUCGAUCCCCUCAGAGACGGCAGCAGCAGCCGAAUAAAUCAGACUCUCGUGCAGAGGAGGGAAGGAGAGGAAGAUCCCCAGACAGAAGGUGGCGUGACCACAGUGAGGAACAUCCAAAAAGGAUAGAAGUAAGAGAGAAGUCGCCAAGACGCUCAAGAACCCCUGACCACAACAAAAGAGACAAAGAUAGAGAACGUGAGCGACAGCAAGUACAAGAAAAAUCUCAGAAGAAACGACAUGACUCUUCGUCUCCAUCGUCACCACGAAAACAGCAGAGGAACAGAGGACAACGGGGUGAAGAUAUUGAGAAACCUCCUCAAACAAGACUGCACGAUUCCUCAUCUUCGUCUCCACCGCGGAAACAGCAGCGUGACAAACGACAACAGAGCGAGGAGAGAGAGAAACCCUCUCAAAGGAAAAGACACGACUCUUCAUCUCGAUCUCCAUCUCCUAAGCAGCAGAGAGACAUGAGGCGACGAAGCGUGGAUGAGAGGAGAAAACCCAUAGGUCAAAAAAGACAAGACUCAUCCAAAUCCCGGUCUCCCUCUCCACAGAAAAACAGGACAAGAAGAGGACGCAGUGGAGAGAAAGAGACAGCAGCUUCUUCGCGGGUUCUCGCAGACAGAUCAAGAGAGAGAAUGAGGAAUAAUGAUAGAGAUACUUUCUCAUCUAGUAGAAAGGGCGAUCAAGGACGUGAGAGGAACCGAUCUGGUGACUCCAACUCUCCUGCCAAACGUUCACCUUACUCCAAUGGUAGACAAAAAGAACAAGAUCACGAACGAGAGAAACAACGAGAAGAACAGAGAGAAAAGGAACGAAGAAUGCAGGAGGAGAUGAAGGAAGAAGCUAGGAAAAAAGGCAGGGAGAGUGAAAGGGAAAAAGAGAGGAAUCGUCAUAGUGAUACCAAGAUAGAGGAGGUGGCCAGGAAGUCUAUCUCCAGCAGUCAGCCUGAAGACCGACGAGGUGCCAGAGGAAGUGAGACAGAGGUACAAGAGAGAGAGAAAAAAGACAGGAAAAUGGAGGAGGACAGAAGGCAAGUAAGAGCUCAGGAGCGGAGGAGUCCUCAGGAUAGGGAUCAUGAUCAAAAAAAGGAGAAACGGGUGGAAAAGGAAAAGCCUGGGAAGAAAGAAAAGGCUAAAGCUGUUAGCAGUAGCAGCAGCAGCAGUGGCAGCAGUAGUAGUAGUAGCAGCAGCAGCAGCAGCAGUGAUAGUGACAGUGACAGCUCAUCAUCAUCCUCCUCCUCUUCAUCAUCAUCUUCGUCUUCUGAUGAUGAGAAAAAGAAAAGUUCAAAAGAUAACACUGGUGCUGGUAAAUCAGUGCCUCAUGCUGUCAUUGCUCAAGCUAUUGCACGUCGAGAAAAGGAGAACAGAGGAAGGGAUGUAGAGAGUGAUGACGCCAGGAGAUCACACCCUCCCAUACAAAGACAAAACUCGCCUCCUGAACCAAUGAGAAAAGAUGAUGUAGAUAAGCGAAAUAGGGACGUGGACAGAGACAGGAGGCCUGCGCACUCCCCUCCUCCAUCCACAGGACCUCAAAGGACCAUCCAGUCAGAAAAAGACAGGGAGCGUGGAAAAGAAAGGUACACUCCUACCGAAAGCUCUAGCCCACCUCCUUCACCCCCUCAGAGAGGUAGAGAAAGAGGAGCCCAGGGUGGAGGCAGGUACACACCUACAGAAGAGACAUCUCAAAUUAAAGAACCCGAAAGGCCAAGAGAUAGAGGUAGUGAGCGGUAUAGCCCAUCAGACCUGGAACGAGAAACUACACGCUUCUCUCCUGCCAGAGGAAGGGAUCGACCGAGUGAUCGAAAUACAGAGGUCUCACAGGUAAGGGUAUCUCGUCCCUCACCGAAGCGUACUCCACCGCGACAGUACCAGGAUCUGCCGCGCUCCCGUUCUCCCAGCCCAAGGCGAGGAAUGAGGAGACCGCCACGCAACUCAUCCCCUCCUCGACGGGACCAGAGCCGUGAACGUUUUAGAGAAAGAGAGAGGGAACGAUUUCGACCACGAGCAGAGAAUAGAGAGCGUUCCAGGGAGAGAAGAACAAGGAGCAGCAGAUCCAGAAGUCCUCGUAGACAAAGUCCUUUCUAUAGGUCUCGUCGCUCACCUUCUCCAGUACGUCGUCGCAGAAGUAGUCGAUCCUUAUCAAGAGAAAGACAAAGGGAGAGGGAGCAGGAGAGGAGGAAUCAAGAGAAGCAGCGUGAACAGGACCGAGAACGAGAGAGAGAGAGAGAACAGAGAAUGAGGGCACCUCCCAAAAAUCCUACUCCUCCACGCCGUUCUGCAUCAUCAUCCUCCUCUUCCAGUUCAUCAUCAUCAUCCUCACCAUCUCCCCAAAGGCCGGUGAGGGAUCUGAAGUCCACAGAUGCAGAUAAAGAGAGAACGAGAGAAAGUGAUGGACGCACAAGUAACAGGCAACCAGAACGAAACGCCAAACAUCCGCCCCCCUCUCCUCCUCGUCGUUCUCCCUUCCGUGAACUUCCCGCACGCUCUAGAUCACCGAAUGGCAACCAGUCACAAAGCAGAGAUCCACCAGGUGACCGAUUGACAGGCCAGUCCCCAUCAUCCACCCAUGAGAGGCAACAAAUCGAAACAAAAGGAAAGAAACCAGUGAAUGGGAAACCAGAGGAGCAGAAGAGCAGGAGAAGCAGCUCAAGUUCUUCCUCGUCAUCUUCCUCAUCAUCUUCCUCGUCUUCAUCUUCAUCCUCUUCUUCCUCAUCCUCAUCAUCAGACAGCUCUGACUCUGAGGAAGAGAAAGGUGGUGACAAAACAAGUAAAAAUAAGGAUUCUGGCAAGACAACAAAACGCAAAGCUGCCUCUUCGUCGUCAUCAUCUUCAGAAAGUGAGCAAGAAAAGAAUAAAAGUCCACCACGGCCCAAAAGGGUGCCAGCAGAUUCACUUAGAGACUCUACGUCACUUAGUUAUUCCCCUCCAGCAAGACAACAAAGAUCUGCACGAUCUCCUCCGCGACGCAUUACAAGCAGAAGGUCAAGAAGCCGAUCUCCAGACACUCGAAGGAGAAAAUAGUAAACACCUUUUUGUUUUGUGGACUUGCAUAUCUGUCUUUCGAUGAACUAGAUCCGAGAGACUCCUGAGGAGAAGAUUAAAUGUGACCUGUUGCAGUGGUGACUGUUCAUCCAGUACUAGCAGCAGAAGGUCUCUCAAAACCUUUAACUCAUCUCAGAGGGGAGGAUUUAUUUUUACUUUUAAUAUGGUGUAAUUAAUGUUUAUGGAGAGACGCUAAACCUCUUAUCACCUACAGCUCUGUGCCAUCAGAUGCUGGACAAUGUUUGUACACACACACGCACACAGAAACAAAAUCACAAAUAUGUCCAGUGCUUUUCUGUCUGCUAUAUUGAUCUGAAUGUCUGUAAUUGGGUGAUCAAAAUGUUUUGUUCCAAUGUAUGUGGACAGAAUCUUUCCCUUUUUGUUUCUUUGUGGAAAAAUCUGAAUAAUAAAAUGGCAGUUCAAUCUUU